AUGGCGUCGAUUCGCGGGGCCUUGCAAUGGAUUUGCAGAGAGCUCGGCCUCACCUCCGUGUGGGAGACGGGCUCGGAUGCGUGGCUCGUGAUUCUCGGGCGGACGUGCCGCAUGUUUGCCUUUGGGGCCAUCUCCCUCAUCAUCGCCCUCUUCAUGUCGUCGCUCAACUACUCCGACUUCAAGAUUGGGCUAUUUAUGACCCUUACGCUGGUCGGCGACGUGAUCCUGUCGCUGUUCACGGCGCUGGUCGCAGACCACACCGGUCGCCGCCGCAUCCUCAUACUGGGCGGCAUGCUCAUGGUGUUCUCGGGCCUCGUCUUUGUCUACUUUGAGAAUUACUGGAUUCUGCUUUUUGCCGCUGUCGUCGGCGUCAUCAGCGCUACGGGAGGCGACUUUGGGCCCUUUCGCUCCAUUGAGGAGUCGACGUUGUCGCACCUCACCGAACCCUCGACCCGUGCUGACGUUCUCAGCUGGUACGUUGCGACGUCAACGCUGGGCUCAGCCGUUGGAACUGAAGUCGGUGGCCGCAUGGUUCACGUCCUCCAGAGGUUGCGUGGCGGCACCGUUACCGAGGCGUAUCAUGACAUGUUCUGGAUCUACGCCCUGAUGGGCGCCCUGUCGGUCGUUUGCGCACUCUUCAUGAGCGACAAGUGCGAGUCGCCGGCACUGAGGGGGGAUUCGAACGAUAAAUCGGCCGAGUCAGAUCCACUCCUGGGCUCAAUGCAGGAACCACCCAUCGGCGACAUUCAACGCGACGUGAUCGCGAACGUUGAGGUUCAGAAUGAAUCGCAUGCAUCUCCGUCAGACAUGGACGCGGCCCGGCAACAAGACAUCCUGCCCACGAGUCCAGUCGGGCGGGACGAGCCACGCAGGAACCCAAUCUUUGGUCGAUUCUCGCAAAUCUCCAAAGAGUCAUUGGCUGUGUCCAUCAAACUCUGGAUCCUGCUUGCUAUCGACUCACUGGCAGACGGCAUGGUCUCCUACGCGCUGACCAACUACUAUCUUGCACGCAAGUUCGGCCUCGCCGAGUCGGCUCUGGGAGACAUCAUGUCCACGAGCUACCUCCUUAUGGCCAUCUCGUCCAUUUUCGCUGGUCCCCUUGCGCGGCACCUGGGAUUGAUCAACACCAUGGUCUUUACGCACCUCCCGUCCUCCACCGCGGUCCUCCUCUUCCCGAUUCCACAGAGCGUGGCUCUGACGGUGGUACUGCUCUUCAUUCGCACGGGCCUCAACAACAUGGACCAGGGACCCAGAGCCGCCUUUAUCGCAGCCGUUGUGAAGCCCGAGGAGCGCACCGCCGUCAUGGGCAUCACAGGCAUGCUGCGGACAUUGGCGUCGACCAUUGGACCCAGUCUGACUGGCUGGCUUGCCGGCAGCGACAGAUUCUGGAUUGCGUUUGUUGUCGCUGGCGCUUUACGGAUUGGAUACGAUCUUGGCCUGUUUGUCAUAUUUGUGAACAUGAAGCUACAUGCUCAUGAAUCGCCGGAAGAGCAUGAGCAGAGAGAUGAAGAGGCUCCUAGUGAGGCUGCGCGUGUUGUUGAGAAUUGA
Purpureocillium lilacinum is the source of this 1548-nucleotide messenger RNA. RefSeq lists its product as uncharacterized. Gene Ontology annotation, cellular component: fungal-type vacuole membrane. Gene Ontology annotation, molecular function: transmembrane transporter activity. The record is from RefSeq and is a predicted model, not a curated record. NCBI's taxonomy places the organism in Eukaryota, Fungi, Ascomycota, Sordariomycetes, Hypocreales, Ophiocordycipitaceae. Gene Ontology annotation, biological process: transmembrane transport.